AUGAUCAGUGCUGAACCCGAGGAGCCUCUCCAUGUGCUCGACCUGCCCCAGAUCCAUUCCAAGCCUUCCGGCACCGAGAUUCUACGAGCCCUUGACCUCCUAGCGAUUAAACCACGCAGUUUCGGAACAACUUCUAAAAUUCGUGAAGCGGCGAAGGUCCGAAGCGUUCACCCGGCCGGCAUAACCCGUUAUCUCACAACGAUCAUCUCGAGUCCGCUUUCAUGGCUCGAUACCGACGAAUUGCGAGAGGCAGUCUGGGAUGCUACCUCGGCUCGACUCAGUGAGCGGUGUGGCCGAACUGCAAUGCCUGCCAUGUCCCGAGUCUUCACUGUGCCAAAUUCCUCGGGCGAAGAACUUACCCUGACCCUGCACGAGCCCUCCUUGACCGCUGAUAACCUGGGGAUGAAAACAUGGGUCUCCUCAUAUCUCCUCUCUCAGCGACUUCACUCUGUUCUAGAGUCCACGCCGCCGUUGGUCCCGUCCACGGCCACGAUCCCGAAGGCCGACCGGACUCUGCGCGCGCUGGAACUGGGAUCGGGGACUGGACUCGUGGGACUUGCCUUUGCUGCAAUUCACGGAGAGUCCGCUUCCGUCCAUCUCACUGAUCUUCCCGUCAUUGUUCCCAAUCUGGCGCACAAUGCAGCUCUCAAUGUCGAGCUGCUGACCAAGUCCAAUGCACAAGUCACGACGGGAGUCCUAGAUUGGUCCGUUGACCCGGAGCCGCUCCCAACCCCCGAGGAGAAAUACGAUCUCAUCUUAGCAGCCGAUCCUCUGUACUCGCCCAAACACCCGAAAUGGCUGGUCGAUACGAUCGGUCACUGGCUCAGUCGCGGCCUCGACGCUCGUGUCGUCGUCGAAAUGCCGCUGCGGGAUGCAUACCUGCCCCAGGUACAGGAGUUCCGGCAACGGAUGACAGAUAUCGGACUAGCUGUCGUCAGCGAGGGGGAAGAGACCGGGUAUGACGACUGGGAGACUGCGGACGGGGGAGCGGUGGCAGUCCGAUGUUGGUGGUCCAUCUGGGGGUGGAGCGAGAAGCUCUAG
Molecule: messenger RNA, 1041 nt
Organism: Aspergillus melleus
Lineage: Eukaryota; Fungi; Ascomycota; Eurotiomycetes; Eurotiales; Aspergillaceae
Gene: rrg1
Product: S-adenosylmethionine-dependent methyltransferase
Exons: 3
Coding region: 1-1041 (346 amino acids)
Source: RefSeq, a predicted model, not a curated record